Bolinopsis microptera is the source of this 1562-nucleotide messenger RNA. Its product is annotated as mitochondrial chaperone BCS1-like. Gene Ontology annotation, molecular function: ATP binding; ATP hydrolysis activity. The record is from RefSeq and is a predicted model, not a curated record. The coding region runs from base 6 to 1562 and encodes 518 amino acids. NCBI's taxonomy places the organism in Eukaryota, Metazoa, Ctenophora, Tentaculata, Lobata, Bolinopsidae. Gene Ontology annotation, cellular component: mitochondrial inner membrane. The transcript has 10 exons. Gene Ontology annotation, biological process: mitochondrial respiratory chain complex III assembly; protein insertion into mitochondrial inner membrane from matrix.
AGGUAAUGGAUUUACCUGAUAUAGGAGUUGAUGCUUUACCAGAUGAUGGUGAAAAACCAGGCUAUCUACACCAACUCAGGUCUAACCAGUUCUUUGCUGCUGGUUUUGGCUUGGGUGCUCUAGGAGCAGCUACUACAGCUUUAAAGAAACUCAGUGUUGUUGGAAUGGGCAUCGCCAGACGAAAGCUUUUUGUGUCAGUUGAACUAAACUCAAGAGACCCAUCUUAUGAGUGGUUCCUCAACUGGAUGGCACGCAAUGUAAAUCACACUCAACAUCUGAGUGUUUCGACUGACUUGAUAAAACACGAUAAUGGAACAGUUACCACUAGUUUUGGGUUCUUGCCAAGUACAGGGAGACAUUAUUUUCGAUAUAAACGAACUUUCAUGUCAUGUGAACGAGUAAGAGAGACUAACACACUUGCUAGAUCGGGCCAGUUGUGGGAGAGUGUGGUUAUAACUAUGUUGGGGUACAACCGACACAAAUUACUGGAGUUGAUGGAAGAAGCAAAAUUUGAAGCAGUUCAAAAGAUAGAAGGAAGAACAAUCGUAUAUUCUGCGAUGGGCCACGAAUGGAGACAGUUUGGUAAUCCCCUUCGACAGCGUCCAGUUAGCAGCAUAUACCUACCAUCUCAAGUCAGCAGCAGAGUCCUUAAUGACAUUCAGGAAUUUCUGUCAUCACAGGAGUGGUAUGUAGACCACGGAGUUCCCUACCGACGAGGAUACCUGUUUUAUGGUGAACCAGGAUCUGGUAAAACCAGUUUCAUCCACUCUCUGGCAGGAGCGAUCGGUUACAAUAUCUGUGUAGUGAAUCUGUCGGAGAAGACGUGGACAGAUGAUAGAUUACAGUACUUGUUUGCGAACUGUCCUGAUCGCAGUAUAUUGCUUCUAGAAGAUGUGGACGCAGCGUUUAUAGACAGACAAGCGGAGAUACCACGUGGUUACACACGUGCUGAUGCUCAUCUGUUGUUAUCAUACAGUGGCCUGCUUAACGCCCUGGACGGGGUGAUGAGCAGUGAUGCACAGCUAGUCUUUAUGACCACUAAUCACAAACAGCUCCUCGACCCAGCUCUCAUUCGACCGGGCAGGGUGGACGUGCAGGAAUAUUUCGGAAAUGCUGUUUCAGAACAGGUUAUAUCAAUGUUGAAACACUUCUUCCCCGACGUCACCGAGGAAGCAUGCUCGAUAUUCUCCAGUCUCGUUCCUGACAAUUCUAUGAGUAUGGCAGAACUACAGGGCAUGUUUUUAUUGCACAAGGAUGACCUAGAUUCUCUCAUUAAUGCUGUUAAGGAGUUAAACUUAAAUAACAUCGACCCAGCUCUCAUUCAACCGGGCCAGGAGUAUUUCGGGAAUGCCGUUUCAGAACAUGUUAUAUCAAUGUUGAAACACUUCUUCCCUGACGUCACCGAGGAAGCAUGCUCGAUAUUCUCCAGUCUGGUUCCUGACAAUUCUAUUAGUAUGGCGGAACUACAGGGCAUGUUUUUAUUGCACAAGGAUGACCUAGAUUCUCUUGUUAAUGCUGUUAAUGACUUGAACCUAAAUCAAAUUAAUGAUUCUGAUAGUUGA